CCAUUCUUUGUGUACCUUUUCACAGUAUAGUAAAACAGAUUGUGGUUUUUAUAUGGAGUGAGUGGUGUAUAUCUGUCAAUCUAAUGACGAUAAAAGCGUAAAUGUGUGAAAUUCAGGAUUAUUCUGUCGAGCUUAAGGAUAUUUAUAACAAUAAAUAUUCGUGGAGCUCCGACAUGGAUUUAUACAUCACAGAUUCACUCCAGGAUAUGCUGGAUAUGGAUAUAAAAAAUGAAAUUGCAACAGACCUUAGCAGUAUGACAGACUUUGCCGACACUUUAGGAUCACAUUUUUCGGAGCUGCCUCCGUUAUUGGAUAUGGACACAGAUAAUUCGGCAACUUGGCUUAAUAAUAGUUCUAGUUUUGUUCAUAAUCUGGAUCUAUAUGGAUCCGAGGCAAAUGCAGUAAUGGUUAAUCCAAAUUCUGUCAUGCCUUCCACGUUUGUUGAAACUCCUGUAAAAAGUAUAGUGAAGGAGGAAGCUUCGAACUUAUUGCUAACAUCGGCUGCAGCAAACGACGAUUUAAGCAACAAUAGCAUAUCGAUUCCGAGUCCCAAAGAAGAAAAAAGUCAUUUAACAUUCUCGCCGAAUGCAAUAAAAGUAUCAAAAGUACAGGAACCAGAAGAACCAAAAACCAAGAAAAGCUCGGAGUUAGAGGAAGCGACACAAAUGGUGAUUUAUGUAAGGAAACAUGAAAAGAAUGUUGUAAAAGAUUUAUUGAAAGAUUUGGACAAAUCUAAAGUAUCAAGUAUCUCUACGCCAACCACGGUUAGAAUAAAAAGUCAGUCAGAAUUAAUAAAGGUUAACAACAAAAGCUGUUCAAUUUUAAAUACAAGCCAAAAAGUUGCACACUCAUUAGGAACAAAAACAAUAAUAUCUGGUAAUAUUCACAUAUUGGAUCCUCAACAAAUUAACAAUUCUAGAACAAUUUUAGCAAAUGGAAAUAAAAACCAGGCAACAAUAUUAAUUGACAAUUCGUCAUUAAGUAACAAUAGGCAAAUAAUUAAAACUUCUGUGAAUGGCGGUUUUACGUUAGACACUAGCCAUACUAAGUUUUUGAACGCGUCAAGCAAAACGAAUGCUGGAGAGUUUCCUAAGCCAGCAUACUCUUAUUCAUGUUUAAUAGCAAUGGCUCUGAAAAAUUCAAGAACAGGCAGCUUACCUGUUUCAGAAAUUUAUAACUUUAUGUGUCAGCAUUUCCCUUAUUUCAAAACUGCGCCAAAUGGAUGGAAAAAUUCAGUCAGGCAUAACCUUAGUUUGAACAAAUGUUUUGAAAAGAUCGAAAAACCGUCAACAAAUGGAAGUCAAAGAAAAGGAUGUCUCUGGGCCAUGAAUCCUUCAAAAGUUGGAAAAAUGGACGAAGAAGUGCAAAAAUGGUCACGAAAAGAUCCACAGGCUAUCAAGAAGGCCAUGGUUUAUCCAGAAAACUUAGAGGCUCUAGAAAGGGGUGAGAUGAAAUACAGUGGAGUAAGCGGAGACAAUGAAGCAGAUGAUGAUGCUGAUGUUGACGCUGACCCCGACCUGGACGCCGACGUCGAAAUAGACCCCGAAGUCAAAGAGGAGGUUGAAGAGGAAGAGGCUAUUAUAGAACAGGAGGUGUCUGAUCAAGAGUUGGAAGUUGAAGAAAUUGUGGAAGGGACAGGCAUGGUUGGUGGGACAUACAGGCUACUCGCCACGGGACCUUCGUCACUUACCUCAUAUAUUACUGAUGUGGAAUCCGGCGAAGAAAUCAGUGAUAUUGAAAUUCUUGAUCAAUCGUAUGAAGAAAUCGAUUUUGAUGUCACAAAACCUGUGAAAUUAGACUUGUCAAUGACAGAAAACUAUACAAUACAUCCAACAAAACGGGCAAAAACAAGCUUCAUCUACCAGCCAGUGACAACUCAGACGCACACAAGUAGAAGAAAAACGCCACUCGUCAACCGGGUCGCAUUAAUGUAAGCAAAAUUCCUAAACAACCUAAAAGACUUGUAUUCAUAGAAAAUUGUGAUCAUAACGUUAUGGGGUCAACGAUAGUACAUAGCGUAGUCUCUCCAGUGAUUGUUCCAUUGUUAGGUAAAACUUAGAUUACGUCAAAUAAUUCGAAUUGUAAUAAUUAGCCGUGAGUGUGUCGCAGAGUGCUGAAUGUGUGUAUUAUUGUAUCAAAUUCGAUCGUGAUAGUCUGUACCAGAUAAGUGUAUUUACAUGUUUUUACGAAAACAAAACACUUGUUACAUAUCUUACACUGUAAAAAUAUUAUUUGUUAAGCGAAAGCCUGUAAGAUGCGACUCGAUUAUGUCAUUAUCGAUUGUUGUACUUUUAUGUUAAUGUGAAUGAUGUGACAUUGAAUAUUGCCCAUUAGCGUUUAGAAAGGUGUUGUAGGAAAUGAUUGUUUGAUUUAGCAAGUUACUUAAGGCUGAAGUACAAAAUACUUCAUAUAAACGAACUGAACUCUUUUUCUUUAUUUUGUUUUUUAUAAAUAUGGAGGAGAUUUCCAUUCAGAUACUUGAAAUGUUUUUUUAUCGUCAGUUCGUUUGAAUGGACUUAGUACGAAAAGCUGUUUAAAUCAGAAAAGUACACAUGAAAUAAUGUAUCAGUCUAGCAACAAACGCUGUAGCGGGUAUGUGAAAUUCCCACCGCUGAUGUAUAUGUAAAUAUUGUCUGUUACUUAUGUUUUAUUUGCAUAUUAGUUGUUGUUAGUGGCAGCUUCUUCUACAAAAUUAAUAAUAUCAGUUGAAUCAUGCUGCCUUCGAUUAAAGCUAACCAUAGACAUAAUCUCAAGACAUUUUCAGGCAAAAAAUAAGAUUAGUUCAAAUUGUAUCCAAGUAAGAACUAAUGUUCGAACCUCGCUACAAAGUGGCAAAAUUGUUUUAUUUAUGAAAGCUAGAAAACCUUUUGUUUUUAUGUCUAUGUCUUUUAGUUAACGUCAACAACACACUAUGCUGUACAACUUAUUUUUAGUUAUUUUACGUUGUACCUGUUAAACAUAAACUUGUGUACAUACAUUUAUUUAAAUGUACUGUAGAAGCAUACCACUUUCAUUUUUAAUUGUUGCGAUUUCAAGAGUAAGAUGUGCAAUUUCAGUGGAUAAUACAGGUAUUGAUGUAAUUGGGUAUGCCAGUUUCAAUACAAAAUGCUUAGAAAAAUUAUGUGAAUUGAAUCUUGUUAAUGGAUUGGUUAUAUUUUCUUGACAUCAAUUUAACACAUUUCCGUGAAAAUUAAAUUGUAGUUGACGAAAUAUAAUAAGUCCAUUACAAAGUAGGUACAUAUUUUCAAAUAGUGUAUUAUUAUGUAUGAGAUAAAGUUUGGAAUGGAAUAGACUUGGUCUUUGUAGUAUUGGUUGUGUUAGUAGAUCUCUCGAAUGUAGUAAACGAAAUGGUGAGUUUAGUAUAAGUACGUCUUAGAUUAAGAUUUGGAACACGUCACAUAGACAUGAAUAGUCAAGUUUUAUUCAAUUAAUUUUAAAUGGAUACGAAUUGGAAUUGAAAUGUUAUUAACGCUAAUAAAUUCAUUAAAAUCGCUUGUAACCGAGUCAAGAUCGGUUUUGUAUCAACGAAGAUUUGAGUUCUUUGAAAACAUAGUAGCAAUCAUGUCUACAGACUGACUCGGCUACACGGCUAGCAACAGCAGAUAGAUUUACAGACAAAUAACAUGUUAGAAUUCAUAUGCAUAGAGGAUAUGUUUAAUAUGUCAUUAAUAGCCGUUAACAAAAUAUAUACACUCUUUAGAUUAGACAUAAUACUGUGAUAUAAAGCAAUGUUAAAUUCGCUACUAUAGUAAAUAAUCCUAUUUAUCACAAUUCAUUAAAAACUCUGGUAAAUGUUUGUGGACUUAUCUGCUUAGCAAUUUGUGUAGGCUUUAGGCAAAACUAAACGUAGUUGGUAAACUAGAAACAACUGAGUUAACCAAUAUGUAAGACGACAUUAUAAUAAGAGAUAAAGGAAAGUGAUAUAAGAAAACUGCUUAGUUUCUCAACAUAUUUCAUGAGGGUUAUAUAAACUUUUUGAAUGUUAUACUUCAGGGCGCAAUGUUGGGUUUGCUAAUUGUGGUAAAUAAAUUGAGAAGACUAUAACAUACGGCAAAAUUAGUAUAUAACAUACCAUGUUUUUGUUGUUCUUUAUGUUUUCAAGGAUUGUUUUUGUAGGUGAGUAUGCUACCAAGUGUAUUCUAGGGUAACAGCAUAUUUAAAGACUUGUUUACAUAAUAAAGAACGAAUUCAUGUCAUGACAGAGUAGAACAACAUUUUGCUACCGCCAUGGGAUGGGUAUGGGUAGGACAGAUUCAAUGAGAUUUGAAAAGUGUCAUCACUAUCAAACAUUCGUUCGGAUUUUUACUGCCAGAGAUCUUAAAAUUUCAAAGUUUGGCUUUACCACUAGUAGUGACCCUAACCUGACUUUUUCGAUGUACCUAAUUAUUAACCUUUGAAAUCAAUAGUAAUAAUGUAUUGUAAGUAGAAAUAGAUUACUUAAUAAAACAAAUUACAAAAACAACACGAAAGUACCCUCUCAGUAAUUUCGUUUAAUUUAGGUGCUCCAUGUAUAAUAUUUAGACACAUCAGUGCAAUUGUGUAUAUAUAAUAUCUAUUGUAGUGCGUUUUGAUAUCUCCUGCUAUAAUUCGAUAGUUUAAUUUAAAUUGAUGCGUGUGAAUUUAAUUAAAAUAAAUCAAUCGUGUUUAUGAAUUGUAUCGUAGAUGCCAUUUUCCAAAGUAAUGUAAUAGUUAAUGAAGUACCUUUAAUAGAUAAUGUUAUGACGACUGCUGCCACGCUUUACCGACUUCACAGCGGUAUCAAUGAACAUUUGGUAAUAAUUUUACUUAAAACUUUGUAAGUUUGUCAACAAUUGUCACUAGCCGCGAGUUAGCUGUAAUUUUGUACAAUACAUAGUUAAUGUAUUUUUCCACUGCCAGUAUUGCAACAUCCAAGUAAUAAGCAUUUAGCAUAAGAGUAGCUUUUAGUUUAGCUGUUAGACUACACGUAUAAGGAAACCUAGUUGAAGUAAACAAUUUUUAAUAUCAUUUUUGUAAUAAAAUUCAAUGAGUACCUACA
Messenger RNA from Helicoverpa armigera (cotton bollworm), 5017 nucleotides. RefSeq lists its product as uncharacterized. The transcript is spliced from 9 exons. Gene Ontology annotation, biological process: regulation of transcription by RNA polymerase II. Gene Ontology annotation, molecular function: DNA-binding transcription factor activity, RNA polymerase II-specific; transcription cis-regulatory region binding. Bases 102 to 1934 code for a protein of 610 amino acids. The record is from RefSeq and is a predicted model, not a curated record. Lineage: Eukaryota; Metazoa; Arthropoda; Insecta; Lepidoptera; Noctuidae.